AUUGCUGUGCUCAUUGUUAAUCCCUGCAUUAUUUCUAAGUGGAAUUUUGUGUGUCUGCUUGGUGGUUCUACUGUGGGGAAUACGGCUCUGGAUACAACAAAGGAAAAAAAAACAGUUGACCUCACCAGGAAAAGAUGGGAAGCGGCCAUUGCUGGUUGCAUUUUUUCACCCAUAUUGCAAUGCAGGUGGCGGAGGGGAGAGAGUCUUGUGGUGUGCCGUAAGAACGCUCCAGAAAAAGUACAGAAAUGUCACGUGUGUUGUUUACACUGGUGAUAGAGAUGCCACUGGAGAAGAAAUAGUAGAAGGCGCUUUCAGAAGAUUCAAUAUUAAAUUAACUCAUCCUGUAAAGUUUGUAUUUCUAGAAAAACGCUACCUUGUGGAAGCUUCUCUUUACCCUCACUUCACUUUGCUGGGACAAAGUUUAGGAUCAGUGUUUCUUGGCUGGGAAGCUCUUGUAAAGUGUGUUCCUGAUAUUUAUAUUGACUCAAUGGGUUAUGCCUUCACGCUUCCCCUCUUUAAAUAUUUAGGAGGUUGUCACGUUGGAUGCUAUGUCCAUUAUCCCACUAUCAGCACCGAUAUGCUUUCUGUCGUUAGGAAUCAGGAUACCAGGUUUAACAAUGCAGCCUUCAUUACAAGCAAUCCUCUUUUCAGCAAAUUUAAACUUGUCUACUACUACUUCUUUGCUUUCAUGUACGGAUUGGUUGGUUCCUGUAGUGAUGUGAUUAUGGUUAAUUCUUCUUGGACGCUAAAUCACAUCCUUUCCCUCUGGAGAGCUGGGACUUGCACUAGUGUUGUGUAUCCACCAUGUGAUGUGCAGACCUUCCUGGAUAUUCCACUGGAAGAGGAAAAGAGCACUGCUGAAUAUUCCAUUGUUUCCGUCAGCCAGUUCAGGCCUGAAAAAGAUCAUCCUUUGCAAAUCAGAGCCUUUGCUAAAUUACUGAAAGAGAAGAGACUGGGGCAGCAGCCAUCAUUGAAGCUUAUCUUAAUUGGAGGCUGUCGUAACCAGCAAGAUGAAGAGCGUGUAAAUAACCUUAAACAUCUUUGUGAAGAGCUGGGAGUUAGUAACAAUGUGACGUUCAGAAUAAACAUUCCCUUUGAGGAGCUGAAGAGAUACCUGGCCGAGGCCACCAUCGGCCUGCAUACGAUGUGGAAUGAGCACUUUGGGAUCGGAGUAGUUGAAUGUAUGGCAGCUGGCACAGUUAUCCUGGCUCACAAUUCUGGAGGCCCCAAAUUAGAUAUUGUGGUACCCUAUGAAGGACAUACUACAGGCUUCUUAGCAGAAAACGAGGACAAUUAUGCUGAGAUGAUGGCUUAUAUCCUCUCUUUGUCCCCUGAAAAAAGGUUAGAGAUCAGAGAAAAUGCUCGUCGGUCUGCGCACAGGUUUUCUGACCAGCAUUUUGAAGAGACAUUCCUGUUAUCUGUGGAGCCAUUAUUUAAAUAAAUGUAUAUUAAUAAAAGUGUAUAUUAGUAAAAUUAACUUUUUAUAUUUGACUAUGAUGUGUCACCUGUAAAUAUAUGUAAUCUAUGAGCCCUUGGUCCCAUUCAAUAAAGGGAUUUUUUUCUUUC
This is a messenger RNA of Fulmarus glacialis (Northern fulmar), 1566 nucleotides long. RefSeq names its product ALG11, alpha-1,2-mannosyltransferase (gene ALG11). Gene Ontology annotation, biological process: protein N-linked glycosylation. Gene Ontology annotation, cellular component: endoplasmic reticulum membrane. Gene Ontology annotation, molecular function: GDP-Man:Man(3)GlcNAc(2)-PP-Dol alpha-1,2-mannosyltransferase activity. Lineage: Eukaryota; Metazoa; Chordata; Aves; Procellariiformes; Procellariidae. The transcript has 3 exons. The record is from RefSeq and is a predicted model, not a curated record. The annotation marks the transcript as partial.